AUGACUUCUGGUUCUUUGAUGAAACCUCAGAUGCAUGGCCUUCUGGCCAUGCGCCUGCAAUUUCAUACUGUUGGAGCAUUAGUUGUAUCUCUGGGGGAUGCAGCUUUCUGUAAGAUUGCUGUAGUUGAACCAAGAAAGAAGGCAUAUGCAGAUUUUUACAAAAAGUUAUGAUUCCAUAAAUGAUUUUGAGAUGUAGAGGCUUGCAUCUUUCAGAGUGCAAAGUGAUUUUGAAUGUGAAGAAUUUCUUUGGUUGUGUUCCAUUGAACUUUGUCACUGACUUGGGUUCCUGCACUAUGACGCUGUGAACUAUGAAUAUCUGGGC
Camelus dromedarius (Arabian camel) is the source of this 322-nucleotide messenger RNA. RefSeq names its product cytochrome c oxidase subunit 6C-like. The transcript has a single exon. Lineage: Eukaryota; Metazoa; Chordata; Mammalia; Artiodactyla; Camelidae. The record is from RefSeq and is a predicted model, not a curated record.